Molecule: messenger RNA, 941 nt
Organism: Cucumis melo (muskmelon)
Lineage: Eukaryota; Viridiplantae; Streptophyta; Magnoliopsida; Cucurbitales; Cucurbitaceae
Product: transcription factor LAF1
Exons: 3
Coding region: 44-802 (252 amino acids)
Source: RefSeq, a predicted model, not a curated record
GAUUGUGUGUGUGUGGAAUAAAUCUAACAGCAAAAAGAAAAGAAUGGUACGUGAAACGACGGCAUCGCAUCGGACAAAGUCGAAGCAUAGAAAGGGAUUAUGGUCACCGGAUGAAGAUCAAAGGCUGAGAAAUUACAUCCUAAACUAUGGCCAUGGCUGUUGGAGUUCUCUUCCUUCAAAGGCUGGGCUUGAAAGAAAUGGAAAGAGCUGCAGAUUAAGGUGGAUUAAUUAUUUGCGGCCUGGACUUAAAAGAGGAAUGUUUUCCCAACAAGAACAACAGACAAUUCUUUCUCUUCAUCAUAUGCUUGGAAACAAAUGGUCUCAAAUCGCACAACAUUUGCCAGGGAGAACCGACAACGAAGUAAAAAACUUGUGGCAUUCCUACUUGAAGAAGAAACUCGAUAAACAACAACAAAAACAGCCAUCUUAUUCUUCAACUAAUUCAACUACUUCAGACUCUGCAGAUUCCUCAACAACAAAUCCAUCCAUUCACUCUCCUAAACCCAACAAUAACAACUCUCAGCUUCCCAAGCUCUUCUUCGCCGAGUGGCUUACAGUCGGUAGCUCCGACAAUUGUGGAUCAGAGUUUGGUCCCAGCACUAAUAAUUUAAAUGGACAACCCAAUUUCGAGUUUGGGAUGACUUUGGGUUCGGAGCUACUUCAAAAUAAUGGUAUCCUCAUGGAUUCCCAUGUCAAGUUUGAGGAUCAUCAUACUUCAAAUGGCUUUGCCAAUUAUGCUUCUGCUGGGGAUGUAUGUGUUGAACAUCUUCUGCAUUUUGGAAAUGGUUUUAUGAAUAUUUGAAGGAUGAGAGCAAUUGCUAUAUGAUUAUUAUUGCAUAUAUAUAUAUAUAUUUGCUAAGAGAAGUUUUUUCUUUCAUGGGGGAACUCGCACAUGAACCAGCUGGUUAAUUUGUAUGAUAUUUUUCUUUUCACUUGACUCA